AUGGAUUGCGAAGUUUGUGACAGUCCGGCUGAGUUUACAUGCAAGAAUUGUUCAGUUAAGCUUUGUACAAUAUGUGUAGGACUACACAUGCUUUCCGAAUCAGAAAAUGGUCAUGAUGUAGUGAAAUCUUGCGAACAAAAUGAAUCAGAGGAAAAUAAAUGCCAGGACCACCCCCAGCAAGAGAGCAGCGCAUUUUGCAAGACUUGCAACAUUUCUAUCUGUGUCUUAUGUCUAUCGGAGAAGCACAAUGCACAUGAAAUUGGCGAGUUAUCCGAGAAAGUUGACACAUUAUCCGACAUUAUCGCCAAAGAAAAUGAACAGCUUCAGUCCUUACAAUCUGAAAUGGAGAAAAUUCUGGUACAUGUCAACAGAAGAUCUGCAGAACUUCCACUUGCCUACAAAAAGACAAAAAAUAAUGUUACCUCCCAUAUCAGGGAAAGGCAUCAGGUGAUCGAUAAAGCAGAAACGGCAUUGCACAAAGAUCUAGACAAAAUGGAAGAAAAGCAUCACGGAAUACUACUGAAGCAAAAAAGAGAAUUUGAAGAAAUAUUGAAGAAAUUAAAAAGCUUAGAUCAAGAAGUAUUUAGCUUGGCAAAAUCCAAAGACGUUUCGAAAUUAAUGGAAUUCAAGCUAGAACUUGAAAACUUACAAGUGCCAACUUUCAUAGAAGAAACAAAACCAGCAUUCUUUCAACCUUCCGAGAUCAAUGAAAGUCAAAUAUCAUCGUAUUUCGGUUACAUAGAAACAUUGCAGUCGUUCAAAAGACCCACAGACAACCUUACACAAGAAGCUGAAGAUGAAAUCUCCUUAUUACCGAAAGCUCUAGAUGUACCUACAGUUCUUACUGCCUUUGAUGCACAGUUUCCAGCUUCUACAGAAAACAACAACAGGUUGUAUUCCAUUGUUCCCCUCGGUGACGGCAGGGUGUGGGUAGGAGGACACAGUGAUAUCCUAAAGCUUUUUGAUCAGGAACGUCUUAUAGCCACUGUCAAUAAAAAGAGUAUUGGUUUGUACCUGACUCUGCAUGAGGGACACAUAGUUUAUCCAGAUGCUGACAAAACCCUGAAAGAGGUUAAAAACGGUAAAAUAGAUACAUUGUUCAGUAUCGGGGAGUGGAACCCUGACGGUAUUACCUAUACCGCGGCACAUGAAUUCCUUGUCUGUCUCCUGGCAACAGAUGGUUCACAGUCAAAGGUCGUAAGAUACAGCAGUUCCGGUGACGUCCUGCAGGAAAUCCAGUACGACUCCCUGCACAAACCUCUGUUUAAGAGGGCAAUUUACGUGGUGGAGAAUGGUAACGGCGAUAUUUGUGUACUUGACUUGGAUAAAAAUGCCGUCACAGUCGUUGACAAUCUCGGAAUAUUCAGGUUCUCCUACACAGGGAACAAAGCAUCCAAGGAGAAAAUCAAACUUUGCUCCCGUACCACAGACAGCAUGCAUCAUAUCAUCAUCACGGACUUUAUAGGUGACAAAAUUCACAUUCUGGACAGGGACGGUCGAUUCCUGAGGUACAUCAUUCCUGAUCAGGGGAUACAGAGACCAAGGGCCGUGUGUGUCAUUAGGGAGGGGGAGUUAAUGGUGGGGGAGUGUAUAACGGGAAUGAUUAAGAGAAUAAAGUACCUAGCCUAA
This is a messenger RNA of Saccostrea cuccullata (small rock oyster), 1629 nucleotides long. RefSeq lists its product as uncharacterized. Gene Ontology annotation, molecular function: zinc ion binding; ubiquitin protein ligase activity. The transcript has a single exon. NCBI's taxonomy places the organism in Eukaryota, Metazoa, Mollusca, Bivalvia, Ostreida, Ostreidae. The record is from RefSeq and is a predicted model, not a curated record. Bases 1 to 1629 code for a protein of 542 amino acids.